Molecule: messenger RNA, 1050 nt
Organism: Fusarium mangiferae
Lineage: Eukaryota; Fungi; Ascomycota; Sordariomycetes; Hypocreales; Nectriaceae
Exons: 4
Coding region: 1-1050 (349 amino acids)
Source: RefSeq, a predicted model, not a curated record
AUGGCGCCCUUUACUCACGACAUCGCCCCCGAUGGAGACCUCUACAUUGUCCUAGAGAAAGCCAACACGAUGCGUACUAUUCCAAGCGUCAUUUUCCGCUUGUUGACCUCAGAGACUCCCACGUUCGGGCCUGAUACCCGUGCUGUGAACCUUCCAGAGACGAGUUCGGGUCUUGAGCUCCCCAAGGACCAAGACAAGGACUUGAAAUAUCGAUUUCGAGUCUCUUCUCAUCAUUUGACUCUUGCUUCUCCAAUGUUCAGAAGAAUGCUCAAUGGUCCCUGGAAGGAAUCAGCGGCAGCUAGAACAAGUCUACCCGAGACAACACCAGAGACCUCAGCAGAAGCCGCAGAAGCAUCUGCCGUGCGUGAGAUCUCAACAACAGGAUGGGAUGUCCACGCUCUCAGCUUUUUUAUGGACGUCGCUGUCAUUGUUGACUAUUAUGAGUGCGCUGACGCUGUUGCUAUCGCUGCAAAUCUCUGGAAAAACGACAUCCUCGCGUCUAAAGGUGAUAGGUUUCCUAUGGAAGGAAAAGCGUCGGUCAUGUGGCUAUGGAUUGCUUGGGUUUUCACUUGGCCAUCUGAAUUUGGUAAAGCAGCCUACAGAGAAGUGUAUCAUAGCCAGGGAAUGGAUCUUAUUGAUACCCACGAUCUUCCCGUUGCGAUUCUCCUUGAAAAGUUGGAGGGAAAGAGAAAAUGGUCAUUCGAGUUCUUCACUGCCAGACUCGCUACACUACGAGACGAACUCCUUGAAUUACGCGUGGGUUGUAAUCACAAAUGCAGGUGUAUAUUGCUCGGUGCAAUUGAUGCUGCUGAGCACGAAAUGCACAAGCGCCUUAUGGCCUCUGGCUUACCAUACGAUGGUAUCUCUAUCUCGCAUGUUGCUGAGAUUUGGGAGGAUAUUGAUUCACCCGAUUGUUGCGACUCUUCUGAAAGGAAGCGAGGUCAUCCCCGGGACUGCAGUCUCAGAAAGCUGAUUCAGCCAACUUUCGAUGAGAUUGUCGCUGAGUUCAGCAAGAUCAACUUCUCCGCCAUCCAAGCUAAGAAGGUCUAA